This is a messenger RNA of Bufo gargarizans (Asiatic toad), 1910 nucleotides long. Its product is annotated as DENN domain-containing protein 1A-like. The record is from RefSeq and is a predicted model, not a curated record. Gene Ontology annotation, molecular function: guanyl-nucleotide exchange factor activity; phosphatidylinositol phosphate binding. The transcript has 5 exons. Gene Ontology annotation, biological process: endocytic recycling; endocytosis. NCBI's taxonomy places the organism in Eukaryota, Metazoa, Chordata, Amphibia, Anura, Bufonidae. Gene Ontology annotation, cellular component: cytosol; clathrin-coated vesicle. The coding region runs from base 1 to 1779 and encodes 592 amino acids.
AUGUCAGUUUCCAUUUUGAUACAGCAGGAAAAGCUUCCCCCUCCUCGACCUCCUCCACCAAGGAUCCAGCGCAACACCGUACCCGUCCGUCCCCCGAGACCCAAUGUUGCUCGCCGGCCCAAAAGUAACGCUGUGGUGGAGAGCCGUAGGACUUCAAUCUCCAGCCCUGACCACGUUGUGAAGCCUACUCGCCACUAUACUGUCUUCCUUUCUGAAGAUUCUUCUGAUGAUGAGUUCCUGCAGGAGGAGGAUCCUGUUUCUGCUUUCUCUGAAAACUUUAUCUUCUCUGCUCCGUUUGAAUGGCCCCAGCAGUAUCGAACAUUGAAGGAAUCAGAUGCUGAUGGUGAUGAGAUUAUCAGUCCAGAAAAGGAAAGUGAUUCAGUGCUGGACCAUGAUCCAUCACAUAAGGAGGUCCCAAAUAUCAAUCUACUAGAAGAUAUCUUUAGUAAUUUCAGUGUGGAAUCACAACCACCACUUUUAAGUCAAGCCAAGAGUUUGGAAGAUUUGAGAACCCCCAAGGAUGAUCAUGAAGACCAUUUUACAUUUGAUUAUCAGAGAAUGGAUCUCACAGUACCAGAAAGAAAUCGAUUGGUGCCACCAAUGAAAUACAACCACCCGUACAAUAAACUGUGGAGCAUGGGGCAAGAUGACAUGGCUAUUCCUAACAAAUAUCUCCAGGUUUCACCUGAGGAACAGACAUCCCUUACUGGGAGCGACUCCAGUACUCCACAUAGGGAAAUUACUUCAUUAUCUGUUGAUAAAGAAGGAACAUCUGGCAUUAGCAGCCAUGGUAACAUCACCAUCCCGAGACCACAUGGAAGGAAAACGCCAGAGUUGGGAAUCGUUCCACCCCCACCAGCACCUAGAGUCUCUAAGCAGCAAAAUGUACCAGCAGUAGCUGAAUCAGGAACACUACAGCUUGGGGAGAACAUUGGCUUUCCUUUGCAAACUAUACAAGGACCCUUUGGAGAACCAUCAGUAUCGGAUGGACACAGACAAGUUUCUGAUUCUAGUUCUAUGGAUUUGUUACAGCCUGUUAAAGUUUCUACUGAUAUAUCUGUAAAUGAUGAUAUUCUUAGUCUUUUAGAUCCUUUAAUGGCAGCUCAGGGCCAGAGUGACCCCAUGCAUCCUCUAGGUAGUGGUCUUCAGAGCUCUGAAGCACCACACUACUCCAGCACUCCAUGUUUUACCUCUCUACACAGUGAUUUUACUCCUGCAGCUUUCCCUCACCAGUUAGGAUAUUCCACACCACAACCUGCAUUUAUACAUUCACCCCUUAACCCAUUUAUUCAAGCAAUGCCACCGGACCAUUCUAUCUCUGUGAUAGGCAUUACAGCGAGACCAUUUACUCCACCAGUUGUCUCCAACUCUCCUUUCUCAAGGUCUGUUUUUUAUCACAGCCAGAGACGCCCAACUCCAGCCUUGCCAGGAAGUAGCUCACUAAGCAAUGUUCCAUCUGGCAUGACAGUCAACACGUUAAUGCAACAAAGUCAAAUGACCUCAGAAACACGGCAAAACAUUCCACCAAUUAUGACUGGCCUAUCUGGCCAUAGAACUUUCCCUAUGACUAAGCCUCCGGCCAAACCUAAAGACAAGCCCAGGGAGUAUCCAGCCAUACCUCCUAGACCUUCAAAAAAUUCUGACCCUGUCCUUCUCCCUUCUAGACCAGGUCAGCCCAAGGAUCCUUUUGAUGAGCUGCUGUCCAAAACUAAAGAAGCAGUAACUCCAACACCAGGCAAAGUAGAACAACUCCGGAAGCGAUGGGAGACUUUUGAGUAGGAUUUAAAUUUCUAGAUUUUGGUUGAGGAGCAAGUGGUCCAGUAGUUAAAAGAACUUGUGGAAUGACCAGGAAAUCAAAUAUUUGCUCUCAAAUUUCAGACAUUUUGGAAUUAAAGGCUUUAAUCACAGUU